AUGGAUGGAGAGCGGAGAGUGAUUUCCAAGAUGUCCGGGGUCAAAGAUGAUUUCUUCUGUCUUCUUUACGUUGAUGAUGAGAUGGUGGUCCUCGCACCAAUCCUUGUGCUCCUCCUCCAUCAGGCCUCCACACCUCCUGCUGAGGACUCCAUCAGCUCUGCCAAGUUUCCUGGUUCUGGGAGGGUCUCUCACUACUCUUCUUCUUCUCUCCUCCCUCGCCCUUCUGUUCCUCCUCCUACUCCUGCUCCUCCUCCUCCGCGUCCUUCUGCUCCUCCUGCUAAGCGUUCUAAGCUUUCCUCUGCCUCUUCUCGUAAGCAACCUGGUCCUCCAGCUAAGUCUUCCUCUGCUCCUUCUGCUGGUCACUCCUCUGCUCCUCCUGCUAAGCUUUCCUCUGGUCCUCCUGCUAAGUCUUCCUCUGCUGCUCCUGCCCCGCGCCCCUCUGCUCCUCCUGCUAAGCUUUCCUCUGCUCCUCCUGCCCCGCGCCCCUCUGCUCCCCCUGCUAAGUCUUCCUCUGUUCUUCCUGCCUCCUGUUCCUCUGCUCCUCCUGCAAAGCGCCCUAAGCUUUCCUCUGCUCCUUCUGCUUGGCACCCUGCUGCUCCUCUUCCUCCCCCUGAGUCUCCUCCUAGCUUCCGUAAAUGCAAACGAAAGUCUUCUCCUCCUCGUCCUGAUCCUGUUGUUCCGCAGCAGGAGCCUGCCCCGCUGUUUCCUGGACCUGUCCCGGACUGGGUGGUGCAGAUGGAGGCGUACCUGCAGGAGCGGGAGCUGCCCUGGAAGGAGCAGAAAAGGUCAUGUGAGCCGCAGAGGCCUAUUCCACCGAUAACACACAAGUACUCCUUCUAUUUUUAA
Knipowitschia caucasica is the source of this 846-nucleotide messenger RNA. Lineage: Eukaryota; Metazoa; Chordata; Actinopteri; Gobiiformes; Gobiidae. The record is from the annotation of a GenBank genome assembly.